UAGUCACAAAAUCACAUUGUUUUAAAUGACGCAGAAUGACGUGUUUUCGUAUAAAGACCAGUCAUUAAAGACUUACAUAAGCGGGGAUACGUAAGGUUUCUUACUCUGUGGUAUUUAAACACAUCAGCUCAGUCCCGUUAGGUGAUUCAGCCUUAAAGCAACCUCGCCACUCGGCAGCCAUCUUGGUAACGUCUGCAGGUACUUACGUAGCAUUUUAAUUUAGCUUUCGUUUAUAAUGUUCACGGAGGGCGAAAAACUCCACGCACAGAGUCACCAGUCAAGGGUUAUAAAAGCGCUUUACGGGGUUACUGACCUUUAAAAAAAGAGACAUCCAAAUUCGUUUUUCUUUAGAAAAUGCGUUACCAAGGUGACUGUCACAUAGCAAUACUUUGGUUUUGAAGUUUAAAUCACUUCUGAUUUUACUUAAUGACGUCAGGCAGUAAUAUGGCAUAAGUAAUGUACGAACAGCUGUUUCUUAAACACGUGUAAAGCGAAACAUGCAGAAGAACUCUGAAAAGCUGAUGCUGAUUUGUGUUUGAAGCAAUGUGAAUAAUUAAUACAGGAGGCGGAAAUGGCUUCUUAAUUUGAUGAGGGCAGACUUACCCCCCGACAGGACGAGAGAAGAGUCCGACAGAGCUGGGUAUGUGGUCUGCGAACAGCAUUUCAGGCCAAACGACAUAAACUCAAAGAAGAAAACGUCUGGCUCCUGAAGCCAUCCCCAUUCUUCUGCACACUAUAAAGGAGGAACAGAGAGAUUUGGAGAUGCUUCCCACUGAUGUUCCUGCUCCAGUGCCUCUGCGAGACACACCCCCAUAUGAACAGGUCAUGGCAAUGUUUAACAAGCUGCUGGCAGAGAAGGAUGAGAAAAUCAAGGAUCUGAAAAGCAUUCUGCAGAGAGAGAGGGCCAGAAUGCGGCUGAUGAAGUUCCGUAUGAACAGCAAAAUCAGAGAACUGAAAAGAAAACUUGAACAGCAGCAGAACACUAGCGGUGACCAAGGCGAUCAGCUGACUGCUGCCUCCGACUGCCUUCCACAGGCAGCAAAGGAGUUUUUUGACAAGCAAAUAGCCAUGGCCAGGGUGAGGAAACACGGCCAGAGAUACGACAAGAAACAAAAGGACAUGGCAAUCCAGCUGUACAAACAGAGCCCAAGCUGUUACUCUGAACUCCAAAAAAUGUUUCAGUUACCGUCUUCAACCACUCUGAGGAGGCACCAGGUGGUCAGUCAGGAAGCGAGUCCAGACACAGCGGGUGACCCAGAGAGAGGUGAGGAGGAGAAACUUGCUGAUGUAGCUGGAUGGGUGGUGCAGAAAGUGGCUCAAGAUCCAGAAGUCAGUGCUUGUGCCGAAUGUGAAAGUUUGCUUGUGGAGACCAAUGACACUGAGCACAACUAUCACACACAGAUGGAGAAGGAUGCCGUCUCAGCUGUGAAGAAAAGCCCAACCUCUGCCAGGCUGCUUCAUCCAUCCGAAGCUUUCAAAGAAUGCAUUUCCAAAUGUGACGGUGUCAUCCAAAAAAUCCCCCCAAAUGCAAUGGCCCCGAAGAAAUUAAAGGCCUCCCUCAGAGCCAGCGGUGCUUUCAGUGAGCUCCACCGCAUCCAUCCUGCCCACUCAAAGGCCAUCGAGAGGGUUGCCUUGAAUAAAUAUGUAAUGUGCAGGGUGGUGGCCGAGCUGAAAGAAACAGCACAAAACAGAAAACGCACACAUGAGAAAAAAAGUGCUGCGUGUCAAGAGCUAAAUGUUAGCACCCAUGAAGUAAAUCAGGACUAAAUAAAUAUCAGAUGAUGUUAAUUUGAUAAUAAAUUAUUUUAGGCCAUUCUAACUUGUCUGUGUUGUUUCAAGCUUUCCUGCACUUGACCUAGAUGGAUUUAGUUUUUCAAUUUCAGUUCAAUUUUGUAUAGCGCCAUGCCUCAAGGCACUUAUUGUAAGCUAAAGACGCUACAAUAAUACAAAGAAAACCCCAACAAUCAGCCGUUUCAGUCUCCAUCGCUGUAUUUUAGCUGUCCGGUGCGUGUAAGUGUGUGUGUGAAGAAUCUCUAGCCAGAGAAAACAUGAUAUAAAUAAUUUAAAUCAGUGGAA
Messenger RNA from Oreochromis aureus, 2076 nucleotides. RefSeq lists its product as uncharacterized. Gene Ontology annotation, molecular function: sequence-specific DNA binding. The transcript is spliced from 6 exons. Bases 763 to 1767 code for a protein of 334 amino acids. NCBI's taxonomy places the organism in Eukaryota, Metazoa, Chordata, Actinopteri, Cichliformes, Cichlidae. The record is from RefSeq and is a predicted model, not a curated record.